CAACACGCCGGUCUUUGGAUCAACGCUCAUCCUCCCGCAGUGGCUAUCAUCCUCUCUGGAUUUCACUCUCCCACUCCGUCACACCUCCCCCUCCCUUCCCUCCGCCUUUGCCUGGGACUCUUUCUUCCUCCUUCCCCUUCCCUUCUAAACUAAUCGCCACCCACCUACGCUUGCGGAUCACUGCCAACAUCUGAUCCUCGUGCUUCUUCCCUAUCUCAAUAGCUCCCGUUUAUCGCCCGUACCCCGCCGCCAUGUCGACCUCUGCCCGUCGUCGUCUCAUGCGCGACUUUAAGCGUAUGCAAACCGACCCGCCUGCUGGAGUUUCCGCAUCUCCCGUAGCGGAUAAUGUUAUGACAUGGAACGCCGUCAUCAUCGGUCCCGCUGAUACUCCCUUUGAAGAUGGCACGUUCCGCCUCGUCAUGCACUUUGAGGAGCAGUACCCAAACAAGCCCCCAGGCGUCAAGUUUAUCAGCCAGAUGUUCCACCCAAACGUCUACGGAACGGGCGAGCUUUGUCUGGACAUUUUGCAGAACCGUUGGAGCCCAACGUAUGACGUGGCAGCCAUCCUUACCAGUAUCCAAAGUCUGCUGAACGACCCCAACACAUCAUCUCCGGCGAAUGUAGAAGCCUCCAACCUUUACAAAGACAACCGAAAGGAGUACAUCAAGCGUGUGCGUGAGACGGUCGAGAAGAGCUGGGAGGACUAGGAUAGCAUGGACGUAGAGACGGUUGGUUUUGGUAUGGCACUCGGAUGAAGCAGACUUGCCCGUCUUCGGUGCGACGGAAGCUAACGGCAAGCUGCUGUGAUCGUUUCAUGCGUUUGUGGGGGGACUCGUAGCUUGGCCUGAUGGAGUCUCACACCAUUUGAUGACGUGCACAGCGUGGGGUUUUGGCGCCUGGUUCAUAUGAUUUUCGUUCGGUUCAGUGUAUAGCUGCAUCAUUUACGGUGUGAUUUUGCAUAAUGCAUAAAACUUUGUCGGGUUCUGAGUUGAAUCUUUGCUGCAUGUCACCUACUUAUCUCCUAGCUCCGGGAUAUCCAUUUGAACCCAUU
Molecule: messenger RNA, 1051 nt
Organism: Aspergillus sclerotioniger CBS 115572
Lineage: Eukaryota; Fungi; Ascomycota; Eurotiomycetes; Eurotiales; Aspergillaceae
Gene: ubc2
Product: E2 ubiquitin-conjugating protein RAD6
Exons: 4
Coding region: 252-707 (151 amino acids)
Biological process (GO): protein polyubiquitination; DNA repair; proteasome-mediated ubiquitin-dependent protein catabolic process
Cellular component (GO): HULC complex
Molecular function (GO): ubiquitin conjugating enzyme activity
Source: RefSeq, a predicted model, not a curated record